Molecule: messenger RNA, 1028 nt
Organism: Medicago truncatula (barrel medic)
Lineage: Eukaryota; Viridiplantae; Streptophyta; Magnoliopsida; Fabales; Fabaceae
Product: ribonuclease 3
Exons: 2
Coding region: 34-984 (316 amino acids)
Biological process (GO): RNA catabolic process
Cellular component (GO): extracellular region
Molecular function (GO): ribonuclease T2 activity; RNA binding
Source: RefSeq, a predicted model, not a curated record
UAUUUGCUAUCAUAAUUAUUUCUAAUUUUUAUCAUGGUAUCCUUCAAAACAAAAUUGGUGGUAAUCAUGACAAAUUUGUUGUCGAUGUUCAUAGUUUCUUUCAUUUACGAAGCGAUAGUUCUCUCUCGCUUUCAACCAUCAUCACUUUUCCCAGCUCAUGAUUCAAAUGAUCAACCUUACCAUUUUCAUUCAAACCGUGACAAAAAGAAAACAUCUCCACCACUUCAAUCAAAAACGUUUCCUCCACACUUGGUCAGUAAAAAGAAGUUUCCGCCACCUCCACGAUCUCCAUCACUACCUCCAUCGCUACCACCACCACAAUCACCUCUACCACCACCACCACCACCUCCUCCUCCUCCGCCACCAUGUAUAUUAUUUGACCAUUUCAAGUUGGUUGAAAGAUGGCCAAACACAUAUCGUAUGACUGAAAAAGGAUGUAGAGCCAAGUUGCCAUCAAAAUUUGUUAUUCACGGCUUGUGGCCGUCAAACAAAGGUUCGACUGGUGAUCAGCCACGUGGUAAGGGCAAGAGCAAAGAAACAACAAAUUUGAAUUUUCCAUUUAUUAACGAACUUCAAGAUGAGUGGCCAUCUUUAACACCUGGUACAAUUCAACUGUCUGAGGAUAUAGAUUUCUGGCGGGAGCAAUGGAAAAGCCAUGGAAGUUGCUCCUCAAUGGAUGCAAAAGAUUACUUUAGGCUAACACUCGAUAUUCAUAAGCGAAUUGGUAAAAACUUAAAGGAUGUCCUUGAAAAUAAGAAUAUUAAAUCUAAAGGAAAGCCUGUUAAAAGGAAAGAUAUUUUCGAUGCCGUUAAAGAUCAUAUUGGAGGAUUUAAACCACAAAUUAAAUGUAUAAAAGGUCCCAAUAAUUUAUACUAUUUGCAAGAAAUAAGAAUAUGUCUGGACAAAAGCACAGAUCACAACUAUAUUCACUGUGUUAUAAAUUAUAUUGACUGUCCUGAAGAUGACUUUGUAUACUUUCCUUGAAAUAUAUAUAAUGAAAAAUAUAGUUGAUAUAUUUUAAGGAGAAA